UACGUCCGUGGGUUACAAAGGAAACAAAGUUAUUGAUAUCCAAAUUUAUAUACCCGUGCAUUGCCUUGUAAAAGAAAACCAAAUCCUUUACUUCGCGAUCGUAACAUAAUGGCAAUAACUUCAAGGUCACCAGUCUUUCCUUGUACGACUGUUCACCUUUUCGUUGCUUCAGGAUCCACCUCGUUGCCCUUCUUUGAACAUUUUCAAUUUUGAUUUUCAGUGAAGUGAGUGCUGGAGACCAGACUUGGGUAGCGUAAUCGAGGUGGCACUUCACCAGGGAGAGGUACAAGGAACGCCGCACUUUCGUGUUGGUCAGCAAGGGGCAUGUCCUACGUAAGAGUCCAAGUAUUUUGUUGGCUUUGCACACCACAACGAGGACUUGUUGAUCCCAAGUGAGGUGGUUGGUAAUGAUACAUCCCAGGUCUUUUUCUUUUCUAACGUGGACCAGCGUCGUAUUUCCGAGAUGGUAAUCAAAACAUAGUGGAUUGCUUUUUCGGGUUACUGUCAAUACCUUACACUUCGAUGCGUUAAAACUAAUGUUGUUGUUAUGGCUCCAUAUACUCAGAUGAUUCAGGGAUUGUUGCAAGCUUUCACAGCUACCGAAACAGGAUAUGCUCUUGUAAAGUUUCGCAUGGCUAGAAAUCCAAUACAGUAUGCGGUUUGACCUGUAGGCUCAAAUUUACAUAAAUUGCGGAUUUGCAUAAAUUAAUUACUUGGUAUUAAACAUUGCGGUUCAUUUCUACAAGGAGUUGAACGAGUUAAAUAGUCUUGUUCUGUGCAGCACAGCUGAUUUUUAUAGCGAGAACAAGACUAAACGCGGCAAAUAUAUUGUGAAUAUCUAAAGCCAAAAGGUCAAAACUAUAUCCUGCGUACAUUGAGCUAAUUAGCAUAUGCGAAUGAAGGGCUUGCAAUUGCUAAUUUCUAUUGCAAAUAGCAAUCUAAUAGCGGAAUAUCAUACAUGUUUAAUACAACAACUCAGCGUAAACACUGUAAAAAUAUAUAAGAAACAAUUUAUAUGUAAAAUGCCUCUUUAUUGACCUUUAUUGAUGAAUUUCGUAAAUUGCGAAAUUUGAUUCCGAACAGAAAGUGUAUAUUUACCAAGCCAAAUUUCAAAUUUUACCGCUUAUUUGCGCUUUUAUUUCUGCAUCCACGAUCAAAUAAACAUUGCAGCGGUAAACACCAUGAAAACCAUAACAACAGUUCUAAAAUGGCGACAAGAAAGCACUGUAUUGCUUCGAUUUUCAUGUCGUGUUUAGUGUUUAUGAUCGGCAUUUGAUCGAUCGAUUGACAACGACUCUGCGGCACUUAAAUCGCACUUUUUUUAUGGCGUUUGGGAACCUACUUAAAGACAGAGUUACGUCCCAAAAGGCUUCGCAAAACAAAGAAUAAAUAUUCUCGAGUGUAUUUAGAUGUGCACAUCACAGCCAAACCGACUGAUUAUUGCCAAAAUAAAGGCUUACUUUGGCCAACUUUGGCCAAUUGUUGUGAUUUAAUAGACACUUGUAUGAGGAAUAAGAGGUAAGAAUCUAUCGAGCUAGGGAACUCAUUUAGCCUUGUCAAUUUCUCGCGAAAUUUGUUCUAGUUAAUAUUUGUGUUAUAUAAUGACGUUUUAGAUGUGCACAUCUGAGAAUUUGUAAGGUUAUGAAACAAAAAAUCAGAAAUAUAAUUUUGCCUUUAUCAAUUAUAUACAUUGGCGCCAUUUUGAAUUUAUUUAAUUUGCGCUCUGCACGCAUGCUUUUCCGCCAUACUGUAUUGGAUUUCUAGCCAUGGAAUAAUCACUCCAUGCAAGAGAGUUUGACUCUAGCUUGAUCUCCAAAUCAUCAUUCGCUCUUGUUUGACCGUUUUGCUACUUUCAUUGUUUUCAUAGUUUUAUAAUAUAUAUAUAUAUAUAUAUGUAUUUAUAAAUAUCUGUUAUUACUUAUUAUAGAGAAGGGAGGUGUCUUGCAUGGGACAUCUAUAUAGCCUCGUUCGCACCUUCAGUUUUGGGCCAGUUGAUAUUGAACUAAUUAUUUUAAAUUAAUUUAUUGCACCAAUAAAGUUGUUAAAUAAGUGCUAAUAAUAUGUGACUUGUUUAAUUCACACGCUCUUUUUUUUAUAUACAAGACGCGCGCGCAUCCAAGACAAGAGAAAUUAAUUUUGCAUAUUAAAGAGAGCACGCCACGUACUAUCUAGUGGCUUUCCCUCCUGAUCUAUAGUAUUGUGUAUCUCGAUUUCAAUUGAUUCUCUCAUUUUGCGAGAGAACUUAUGACUAUCAAACGCCACAAAGUAUACAGCAGAAGAUUGAAUAUCAGUCGUCUGUUUGUCUACCAUACAUUGGUCCAGCUUCUGAGCUUUACUGACACAAAAUCGAAAGAAUUUUGAGGAAUGAAGCAGGUAUAAAGGUAUACCAUUCCAGCGAAAACAAAUUGUUUCGAGCUCUUUGCACACAUAAGGACAACGUAAAUGAAUUUCAGAAACCUGGUGUGUACCGUAUUCCUUGUGAAUGUGGUCUGGUUUACAUUGGUGAAACUGGUCGAAAUCUCUCAGUACGUCUUAAGGAACACAAGACGAAUUGCGAGAAAGCCGAGCAAGAUAAAUCUGCUGUGGCUAAACAUACUUGGACUUACAACCAUCGUAUAAAAUGGGACGAAGCAACCAUUUUGGCGAUUGAUAGUCAUAAGUUCUCUCGCAAAAUGAGAGAGUCAAUUGAAAUCGAGAAGCACAAUACUAUAGAUCAGGAGGGAAAGCCACUGGAUAGUACGUGGCGUGCUCUCUUUAAUGUGAAAAAUUAAUUUCUCUUGUCUUGGAUGCACACGCGUUAAUUGGAAUCACUUCACUACGUUUGAAAUGACGUGGUUGGUGUGCCGUUUAAUUAAAUUUCAAAUGACGCGAGCCAACAGAUCACGACACUGUUGUAUAUAAAAAAAGAGCGUGUGAAUUAAAACAAGUCACAUAUUAUUAGUACCACAGAGUAGAGACAUACAGAGACGUAACCAGUGUACCCACCUUUUUUGUGCGCAUGCUCGGCAAGUUACUAGAUGCAUGCAUCUGAUUGGAUGACGACCUGAUGACGACUCACUUUAAACUUGCUGAGCACGCGCAGUUGAUCAUUUUUCGCCCGGUCGCCUGAAAAAAAGUGGGUACAUGAUAACGUAAUCUUCCGCAGUGUUUACAACGGUCAGUUACGUCUCUGUAUGUCUUAUCUACUCUGUGUUAGUACUGAAGAAGAUCCGGGCUUACGGAUCGAAAGCUUUGCAGUAAUAAAUUUACAUGGUGUUUCCACAAACAAAAACAAUUUUAUUUCUUUAUUUGAUGAUUAAUCGAUCGAUAAAUUUCUUGCAAAUAUAUUUCAUUUUUGCUCGCAUUUUUGCAAGAUUUUGUAAAUUUCAAGAAAGAAAUGGCGAAAGAAUCGGCUAAAAGAAGGGAGCCGACGUUAACGAAAGUAAGUUUGUUUUAAAUAUUGAUUUUAUAAUUGCUUUAAAACCCGACGGCCUUUGCGUAUAUGAUACAACUAAACAAGACAGCCUAUCGGGCCCCAUUUCAGUGGAUCUUUAACAUUGAUUCCCUUUUUUAUUAUAUUGAUUUUUUUUAAAUAAAAAAGAAAGCAAAGUUAUUUGCAUGCUACAAUUUGAAAUCAUUUUAUUGCAAACUCAAAGUUUAUCGAUAAAGCCAUUUAAUUAAAGAAUAAAGGCAGUUUAGUUUUAUAAAGAACACUUUAAAACGUUUUGCGAAGCGUUUGUGGUUGAAUUUUACCUUAAAUUGAAGCUUAUAUUACGUAUAAUAUCAUACCUAACAUAUAUAUGUUGGGAAAUUGAUAAUUUUGUAACUAAAAGUGAUAUUUUUAAGCGAUUUUUUAUUUGUAAGAAUAUUCUGAAUUUUCUUAAAAAAUUAUCGUGUUUUAAUACCAUGGCAACUACUUUGGAUACUUCUUGUUCGGAAAAUACAAUGGUUUUGUCAGCAAGGGCUGCAAGGCGAGGGUUUCUGCAUGCAUGUAUUUUCUAGUAAAUAUAUAGGUUUUUAAUUUCCUAGCAGUGGCAGGCAAAUAUUUCUAAAAAUCUCUAAGAGGACUUUGUUGUUGUUAUUGUUGUUGUAUGCAUUGUAAAUCACAUUGGAAUAUAUAAUCUUUUGUAUACUCAGAAUUUUAGUCCUUGCUAAUUGUAAACAAAGCCAGGGACCUUUACCCACGUGCAUAAAAAUAAUAUCAAUUUUAGGAAACUGAGCACGAUAUUUAACAACUAUUCACUGAAGUGAAGGUGAAGAGUGCAAGGAUAUUCAUAGAGCCACACAGCGGCAAGGUGAGUAUCCUUUCACUAUUCACCCACACUGAGGGAAUAAUUGUUUUAGCAUAUACCACAAAAUUGAAUAUUCAGUUCAAUUUUGUAGUUUAUUUUAUAAUUCGUACCAGAGCUCCCCACUUUCGUAGCUAAAAGUGUUGUAAACAAAACAGUAUUUAUUAACCCAUUGAGUCGCAUUGCUCCCAGAUGUGCCCUACUUUAUUAUUUUACUCUGUCUAACGCCAGGCGAUUUGAGUCGUCAAGGCGUUUAAUGGGUUCAAUGAAGCUGCAGUUCCAUGAAACACCAAACAAGCAACAAAGUUUGGUUAAGCAGUGUUUACAGGUAUUUUUAAAACUAUUUCUAAUGAAUAAAUUUACUAAAAGCUUGUAAAUACUAUUUUGUUUACAAUAUUUUUAACUACGAGACGGUGGGAGCUGUGGAGCGAAUUAUAAAAUAAAAAUUGAACUGAAUAAUCAAUUGUGUGGAACAUGCUAAGGCAGUGGCGGAAAUCUUGGUGGGGCGGGGGGCGGCCGCCCCUACCCCCCCCCCCACCUUCACAGAAAAUUGACGAAUUUUCGGAAAUUUUGACCUUGACGAAUUUUCGGGAAUUUUGACCCCUCCCCCGGAAAAAGUGAAUUACCGCCACUGUGCUAAGGCAGCUCGAUGAAUAUCCUUGCACUUGUCACCUUCACUUCAUUGAAUUAUUGUUAAAUAUGGGAAAGUACAAAACAUGGACCCCCGGUUCAUGGACCCCUUGUCUGGACCGGGUCCAUUGACCCCCUCUAUGGAUCGGGUCCAUGGACCCCCUCCACGGACCCCUCCAUGGGCCGCAUUUUUCCAAAUUUCAAUAUUACUGUUAAUUAAACAUGAUCCGAGUUUUCAAUUUUUAAAAAUAUUUUAGUGGUUUUAAAGCAUACUUUUGUUCUGAGCAGCAAACCUCAUCUACACUCCAGUGUUUUUUUCAUACUAAAGCGAGGCUUGCUAACGACAUCUCAUGACAAAUCAAUGCACCAUGUGAAUAAUAAUAGUGUUACUGACUUGCAAAGCCGGUCAAUGAAAUUAAAGAAACCACUGCCAGCAAAGUGUUGAAAUAUUAUAAACCACUUUCAGUGAUUGUGCAUCUUAAUUAGCCUUCCUGAUUUAAUAUACAAAAACGUGUUUCAAUUCGUCUCUUAUGAAAGUGGUCUAAAGGCACUGUUCAUAAUCAGCAAUUUGAUUUGCUUCGAUUAAUCAUAUGUAUUACAUUUAUCCAUUUACUUUUUUCAUAGUAAUAAAGUUCAGGCAUUUAGGUGUCGAAUGCUUCCUUUCUUGUAUCAUUGUGAUAAAAAAUAGCCAAGUACGAUCCGAUUUCGCAUUUUUCCACCAUUCGGAAUUGUAUGUAAAGCUAUUGUUUGAAUAUUGAAAUUACUCUCAUUUGGGAUUCAAGUCCCUUGAGUAAAUAUGGCGCAAUGCAUGUCUAAGCAUCAAGAUUUGAUAAAUCCGCAUGCAAUUGUAUAUCGAAAUUGAACAACACUAGAAGCGUUUCCAAAAUGGCAACAAAAAUUUUGGGCGUAUGUUCGAACAUUGGAAGAACAUUUAAAUCCCAGAGGUGGAAAAAUGCGAAUUGAACCGAUCACUUUAAAUCAGAUCACAUUUGGUCACUUUUUAUUGCAAUCAUUUCAUAAAGAUGUCACUUGAAGGCUAACAGACAGAUCUUUAUAAAUACGAAAAACCUAUUAACGGGUUAAUUAACGCACAGUAACAUGUCAAAGUUGGAUUAUCUUUGUUAUACACCCUGUAUACAGAGUGUCCCCCAAAAAAGUACACCUUUUGAAAUUUUCCUAUUGUAAUAGUUUGAAUGUCUGAGCAUUAUGCUGCUGAAUCCACGGAAGCGUCAAAUACAGGGUGUAUUGAAAAACGAGACCUGAAUAACUCUAUUCUUGUUAAGUAUACAAGGUUAUUUACUCCUGGGAAUUCAAAUUAGCUUAUUAGCUUCUAAUACUAGAAAUACAUGCAUACAGCUACCCCUCGCAUGUAUUUUCCAAACAUUGAUUCAACAUGAAGUAUUAGUAAUUGAGUCAACACUGAACGCAGGCUCGCAUUUACGUCAGUGUUGACAUGGCAACACGAUAAUUUUAACUUUUAUUAUACUUUUGUACAACACGGCAAAAAUAUUUGAAAGAUUAUUCCUUUUAACUAUGCCUACAAUGAAUUUCCGAAAUGGCGAAAUAUGUACUGUAGGUAUGUUGUUCUGGAUUUUGUGAGUUUUGAUUUAAUGUAAAAUUUAACCUGAAUCGCUUCGUAAAAUGUUUUGAAAUGUUCAUUUUAAUAACUAAACCGCUUUUGCCGAUAAACUGUUUUUACCUAAUAAAACAAUAUAAGUUCAAAUUGUUGAGUAAUUCGCGAUCGGUUUUCAAAUUAAUUUGCCCUCCUUUACAUUUUAUCUUUUUUCUUAAUUAUAUUAAACAGGGACAGGGUAAUUUAGCAAACUUUAAUACAGCUUUAUUGCAAAGGAAAGCAGUGCAUGUUUUAAUACGCAAUAAAUUAAAGCAACAAAAUUCAUAAACAUUAAACAUUCAAAGCAAACUUUCCCUAUACUUCACGAUUUCCACAGUAAGUCAAUUCAUCUAAUUUCUUCAAACAAAAAUUGCUUCAAAGCUCAUUGUGUGAAACGUGAUUUUCCAAAUAUAUGCUUUUGAAAAUUGAAAUCUUGCUUAUCCAACUCCAGGCAAACAGCCAAGUUUUUGAGAUCAGUGAGGAUGACCACCCGGCACUCACGGUUGGUCACCCACGCCCACGAUCAUUGAUGAACUUUAGACUUCGCUAAUGCUUCCCUUUCUCCGGGUGCAAAUAGCCGGGCGGAAUUAGUACCCUUGCCCCGGGCUAACGCCCGGAACGGCGCUCCGCGCGUUUGGCUCUGGGAUGUAAAAGUCUUAUGCAUGCUAACAUAAUUUCAAUACUAAAAAAUACAUGCAUGCAGAAACUCCUCGCCUUGCUGACAAAACCAUUGUAUUUUCCGAACAUGAAGUAUUUAAAGUAGUUGUCAUGGUAACACGAUAAUUUUUUAAGAAUCUUUUUUGAAUAAUGAAAAUCCCUUAAAAUGUCACUUUUAAUUAAAAAAUUAUCAAUUUCCCAAACAUAUGUUAGGUAUGUUAUUAUACGUAAUAUAAGCUUCAAUUUAAGGUAAAGUAUAUGCUAUCUUCUUUCAUUAUACGCAACGAUCAGAUUUUAAUAAGGGUUCUGCUACCUGAAUUUUUUUUUCGCGAACAUAUGAUGCAACAUCGGCUCCAUCUUAUUAUGAUUUAAUGCAUAUGCAACAUGCACUUAUUAUUAUAUCAUUGUGAAGCUUAUAACAUGGUCGGCUCAAAUAUUAUCACAGAUGAGCUACCAAGAAAAAAACUUAAAUGUAUAACAAUCUUGCAAACCAGAGAAGUGAAUUUUUAGCUUUCUAUAUUUAAAAUCUAUCUAGUCAAAAUCUAAGCAUCCAAACUUGACGAAUUUAAGUUGAAUAAAAGAGUACAUCCCUGUGAACAAAAUAAUGGAUGCUUUUUGUCUAAUUCUCUAUUUUGUUGCCAUGGCAACAAGUAUUAGGUAAGGAUCUUACUCAUCAAUACCAAUUUUGGUGUAGAACAUUCAAUUUUGAUCAGAGUGUAAAAAGCAUCCAUUAAUUUGUGCAGAAACAUCCAAAGAACAAUCUUAGAAAAAAUCAGCAAGAUUGCUUAAAUACUCUUUGAGAAGAUAAGAUUUAAGUAACGGCUGCUAGCCAAAAUACGGUUUUUGGGAAAAACGCCAUUUAAAGUUAGUAAACAAUGUUGCUAGUGUUUUCUGACGUUUGGGUGCAAUGUACCUGUCCAAAGUCAACACUUAUCAUUGCAAGAAUGUCACAGUCACUUUUCUUGAUUUCUACUGGCAAAUUGACCCAAUGGUGCAUCACCAGUGUCAUUAGACUCAUCAUUACGAGCAAAUCUGGCUAACGGAUAGUCAUCUUCAUCAUCACCCACCGUACCAAAUGGCAUACUCAGCAGAAUCUUCACCAAGAUCCUUCUUUGCUGAUGUACACUCUGAGCACAGCUUCAACUCAAAAUUGAAAUCAAGUACUUCGCCAGUUUUAACCGAGAUGACAAAACCAACCCGGAUAUUAGCUGUGUAUCCUAGUUUGGACCACAUAUCAUCAUAGUUCACCACAAUCUCUGCGACAUCAGUUUCAUCAGAGCGAUGAAGUCAAAACACUUUGUUUCUCGCCUUCUGUAACUGUUCCGCAACAGCUUUCUUGUGGGCCACAUACAGUGCAGCAACAUGUUGGUCCCAAGCUUUAUGAUGGCAAGGGGAGGGGGGCAUAUUGAAAAUGUCACACAUAACUGACAUACAGUAGCCUCUCUUCCUACACCCACUCCAUUCCGGAGUAAACCAUAUGCCUGUUUGUGUCCAUCAUCCAUGGUAUUUUGGGGCUUUCACACUUGGCUGUUGUUCCCAGAGGUUUGAAGCUCGAUCUUGACGUCGCAUUUGGAACACUCUACAUUGAUCACAGAGCUAUUCCCAAUCUACGGGCCUCGACUUCGCUUAUUCUCAACUCUCCUCCAGAUGCCAAUUUAUGUAAAGACUGUAAAGGCUGAAACGCACUGACUAAAUUUGACAGCUCAAUCAGUCUAUAGCUGUGUGGCCCCAUCAAAAUCUUCGCUUCUUUCAUUACUCUGACUCGUUUCAUACCUUUCAUACAGAAGCAAGCACUGGUGUACACGCUGUUGUUUGAAUUUGAUGUGUCAACAUCCCAUCGACUCUGGCCACGAAAUGCCGCUUUUUUAUAUUUUUGGCAUUGCAAAGAAAAUAUAAUCUCUAAGAGACUAUUUUCAGAUACCAACAAGCAACAAAAUAAAAUAAAAUACAAACAAAGUGUGAAUCUUUGAUGUGUUUUCAGCUCUAUAUGGCAAUGUUUUCGACCAGUGAAGAAAAAUGUGGUCUAGAAUAGCUAUGCGACCAGGCCUUACCUUGUUACCAGUCCCACAAACAACCAAGAAACAAGGCAUAACGUAUAAAAUACACUCACCCGUUUCCAUGGUAACGUGAAAAUUGCUUGCCUACCCUUUCAAACGGAUGAAAUUCUGUGAGGGACCAAAGUUCUACCAGGCCAUUAUUUUGGUAGUAGAAUCCAUAUUAAAGCAAUAUAAAGCAAACAAUGCAUCAAUAUUUAAAUCAAACUUACCUUUGUUAACGUUGGCGCCUUUACUCUUCCAAUUCUUUCGCUUUUAUUUUAUCAAAAAGCUUUUGAAAUUCACAAAAUCGUGCAAAAAUAAAAUGUAUUUGCAAGAAAUCAUCAAAUCAAGAAAUGUUUGCUAUUUCGCUGUCGUCAUGUAGUCGUUAUAAAGCGACAAAAUCACGUUUAUGUUCAAUUUUAUGCGAUGUUUCGAACAAAGUCAUAAAACUACAGGGCACUCUCCCCCCAGCGAAUUAAGUUAUGUAUUAUGCAUAAAAUAAGGGGGUCCACUACCAAAAUUUUUUUCUCUAUCUUUUACUACUAUGAAGUUCUAAUAUGUUGUUAGGUUCGACUCUCUGACAAAAAAAUGUGUUGCUGCAAAACAUUGUUGCCAUGGUUACCUUGAUAAAGCGCUCCCCAUCGUGAAAAUUGAUACAAUCUUGUAUGCAGGAUUGCUAGAUAAGCAUUAAAGGUAAAAUCCUGAAAUAACUUUUAUUUACAAACUAACAAGAUUAAACCUAAAAUAUCAGCAUUGUGUCAAUAACAACAUUUUUGCCAAGCAAUUAUUCGACAUGUAUACAGCUGUCCACAAAGCAACUGUUACUAAUUUCAAAACUAUUCAACUUACUCUAAAUAUUUUUCGUUUAGCUCCUAGAGCAAUACAUGGUUAGUUUAUCCUAAAAAUUUCAUCAAGAUAGCUUAAAUCGUUCUUGAGAUAUCCUGCGCGCAAUCAUGGAAAUCGGCAUUUUUCGCCAAUUUGAGGAAAACGUAUUUAAAGUUAAACUUUCAUUUUAUCAACAAGAAAGCCGCCUUAAAAUGGCAUUAUAGUACUAAACGUCAAUAGCUACCAUUUCAGAAUGCUCCUGCCUUGUAUGUAGUACCCUCUUUCUCUUUUGUAUUGUCCUGUUUCUUCUUUUUUUGACCACGCAGGAUCUUUCUAAUCUUCUUCACCGCCGGAGUGUUUCUUUGGUCAGCUUUCUUUACCCGUUUCUUGUCAGCUUUCCCAACCCCGUAUUCAAAAAUUUGUCCUGGAACCAAACCAAGUUCGCUAAAGAUUGUUGUUGCAGCCUUGGAACCAAUAUUGAAGUGGGCAACUACAUCAUAUGCACCAAACUCCAGCACAUCCUUUUGUUUCUUUCUUCAGUUUCCGUAGUGCCGUCCCAACUCGCUUCUGGACAUGACCGACACAUUCCUUCUUUUCCACACGUAUGUUUCCAUAAGCAUUUUCCAUUUCAUUAUACGGUUUGCUGUCACCAUCUCCAAAGUACUCUGUAUAUUGCAGCUUACGUGUCUCCUUGCUCCUUCCAAAUAUCCUCUUGAUCCCUUAUGUUUCCAUAGAUGGCGCUGAUCCUUGAUAGUUUGCCUUGCACUGAUGUCUAUCCAGCAUAUCAGCUUUUUUUAAAGCAUCUGUUUGUUUGUCAAUCCUUUGACACCCACGGCAAACGUUUGUCAUUAUUUCAACAUCUAAACAUUUACCAGUGUCUAUCGACAAGGCUGUAACACAACCGUUUAAUGAAGAAUACCCGCGUCGCUGCCAGGUUCCAUCACACGAAACACCACACUUAGUUAUUGAGUUACAAUUCUCUUCAUGCAAUUCAUUCGCAGCAUCUUACAUAGUUUUCAUAGCCACAGAUUUUGCGGCUUUCGACAAGGCAGCAUUACUAGCAUUGUAUGCUUUAUAAUGUAAUGGUGGUGGCACGUUCAUGUAGGAGCAAAAGCCUUUCAUCGAUGCAUGUCCUUGUCCAAUACUUCUCAUGGAAUAAACAAAACUUCGGUUGAUGUCAAAAGAAUGUUGUACCUUCUUUGAAGUAUAAAAGGUAUAAACCCAUCCACAAUCUUUACACCGUACUCGAAGAUGAGAAGCACUGCCUUUUCCCUCACGUGGUUCAUCCUCUAAGACAAGGCAUGAAUUUCCACACUCUUUACAAACCAUCUGAGUAAAAAGUUCACGAAGCAAUUCCAUGUCAAUGAAAUGGUACCCGGUUACAUUUGGCUUACUUUGCGUCCCAAAUUGUGGAUUUUGGGUGACUACUUUUCGAGCAGAAGCGGAAACGGUAUGAUCUGCUUCGGUCGAUGUCGAUUGCUCAGAGAGCUCAGUGGUAUCAUUGUUUACACUCUCGACUACAAGAGGUUUUGUAAUGUAAGAAUUGAUUUCAUUGUAAUAAUUGAUUGCCACGAAAUUUCCGUUUUCUUGGUCCUGAACCUUGUCAUGGCAUUGUAAAUAUACAAUUUAAUAAGAAUCGAAAACAGCUAUACCCAAAUCCAAAAAUAUCCAACAGCAAACUACACAAAAUUUACUUGAAAGUUUGAUCACCAAAAUGAGCUUCAAAACGAAGCCCACAAAUUCCAACAAAAAUUUUCAGCGGCUUUUUCAAAUAGGCAACAUACCCUACUUCAUGUAAUAUAUGCAAAAUAGUUACAAAAUAGCGUCUGAUGGGUUUUUAUACGGUUUUUACGAACAAAACAGCCGUUGUUAAGGGCGUUGUUAGGGCAAAAAUAUGUGAAAGCCUUAGGAAUUUUCUCAUUUUCUUGGAUUUCAAGCUUUUUUACGGAAUAAAAACCCACACAUAUGAUUAACAACAGUUUAUAGUAUAUAAAUCUGUGUAUUUUAAAAAUUCACAAAUUUCAGAAUAAAAGUCAAAUUUUUGGUAGUGGACCACCUUAUGCAUAAACUAGAAAUACAAGUAUUAGUAAUCAAUCAACACUGAACGCAGGCUCGCGUGUACGUCAGUGUUGCCGUAACAACACGAUCAUUUUAAUUUUAUAAUUUAUUAUACUUUAUGUACCACGCUGGUCAUAUUCAGCAAAUUUUCUCCCAGAACCACGGGCUCGUAUUUUCAGCGGACUUGCGGUGAAAAAUUGAAACUUUUACAUUUUUCGAAGAACUGGUCACUGGCCACUUUAUGUAAGAUGUCCGUUGACAAUACGAACCCGAACGAGUGGUAGAAAUUUUUCUAAAUUUCACCGACGUGUACAACACGGCAAAAAUAAUCGAAGGAUUAUUGCUUUUAACUAUACAACGAAGAAUUUCCGAAAUAUGUACUGUAGGUAUGUUGUUCUGGAUUUUGUGAGUUUUGAUUUAAUAUUAUACCUCAAAUUCAAAUUGCCCAAUAAAAUAACAGCAUUUGUACCACGUGACAAUGUGAUUUUUACGGUAUUUCAGUAAAAUUCAUGAUUUCGCAAUGCAGCGUGAGAUACUAUAAUAUCCCACGGCAGAUCCAACGUGGGAUAUUAUAGUAUCUCACGCUCACGCGUGACGCGUGGACACCACGCUCUGAAACAAUAUGGCGUUCGCGAACUGUUGUUUGUAAUUUCGUACAGAAGAUUUAUUGAUUUAACCAAAGAUUUUCAAGACGUAUGUUACCUUCAAUGUUCCAAAGAAUGUAUGCUCAAAGAUUUUAAAGAGAAAACGUCAAAAACACAGGUAUACGUAAGAAAUUAAAAGUUGUAUUCGUUUUAUAGUUUUAAAGCAAGUUUUAAAGUUUAUUCUGAACUUAGUGGAUUGUUCAACUUUCGGUAUAAUAUAUCAUUUAGAGACCCUCCGCUCGGGGGAUUCGUCGAAACAUUACCCUCAAUAAUAUCCCGCCAAAUCCUCCUCGCUCCGGGUCUAUAAAUGAUAAAUGUAAAAUUUAACCUGAAUCGCUUCGUAAAAUGUUUUGAAAUGUUCAUUUUUAAAUUUUAAUAACUAAACUGCUUUUGCCGAUAAACUGUUUUUACUUGGAAUUGUUGAGUAAUUUCAGUUAGGGUUUAAAUUAAUUUGCUCUCCUUUACAUUUACCUUUUUUUCUUAAAUUAAACAGGGCGAUUUAGGAAACUUACAGCUUCACAUUGAAAAGGAAAACAGCAGUGCAUGUUUUUAAUACGCAAUAAAUUAUCAAAGCAACAAAAUUCAUAAACAUUAAACAUUCAAAGCAAACUUGCCCUAUAUUUCACGAUUUCCCAUAGUAAAUAAAUUUUUCUGACUUCUUCAAACAAAAAUUGCUUCAAAUCUCAUUGUGUGAUACGUAAUUUUACAAAUAUAUGCUUUUGAAAAUUGAAAUCUUGCUUUAAGUUAAUAUCUUCAGUGUGCUUAUCCCACUCAUGGGAAACAGCCAUAUUUUUUAGAUCA
Molecule: messenger RNA, 13531 nt
Organism: Paramuricea clavata
Lineage: Eukaryota; Metazoa; Cnidaria; Anthozoa; Malacalcyonacea; Plexauridae
Source: the annotation of a GenBank genome assembly